UACAGGCUACAGUAUAUAUUCUGUGGGUAUUUCUGGUUAGCUACAAAACAAUACCCCGUACAUGACACCAUGGCCUUUAAAGCAAUGCUCCUCCUGAUUGUUGCAGCUAUGUUGACUAGUGCUGUGCCACCAGCAAAGGGCAAGCCACGCCAUCGUUUGCCAUGUAUUACAGUGAAUAUCCAUAAACCUCCGGUGGGAGGACAACCAAAAACACCGCCGGGAUCACAGAGGCAACAACCACACGUACCACGAAAAUCACCGCCAGUAUCACAGCCGCAACAACCACACGUGCCACGAAAAUCACCGCCGGGGCCACAGUGGCAACAACCACCGGUGGUACAAGCACCGCCGAGACCAGAAGUGAGACCACAACCGCAACAACCAGCAGUGGAAGAAGAACCACAACAACCACCAGAGGAAGAACUACCACAACCGGAAAAACCAAUGGUUCCUGAAAAUGACCCCCCAUCGGAACCAGAACCAGGGGAGGGGGAUGAUGAGUUUCCCCCUGACGAAGAUGACGAAGAUGAGUUCCCAGAGCCAAUAAGUACUGACCCAACUCUGGCCCAGCCAGAUGAGGGACGUAGUCCACGUGGAUUUAGCAAUCACAUUAUGCGUACGGCUCCAGUGCCUCCGGUCACCCCAGCUAAUAACAGCGUCGAUGCCUAAUUGAUUUAUAAACUAGAUCGAGAGAAGCCAUUAAUAUAGGAUUGGGUUGUAUCAUAUGGUCAAUUAAUAAAUUAAUCCUUCUAAUAAUACAAUUAUUAAUGUCUACUAUUUACUUGAUGUCAUCGCCCAUAUAUG
This is a messenger RNA of Rosa chinensis, 804 nucleotides long. Its product is annotated as early nodulin-75-like. The transcript is spliced from 3 exons. NCBI's taxonomy places the organism in Eukaryota, Viridiplantae, Streptophyta, Magnoliopsida, Rosales, Rosaceae. Bases 70 to 669 code for a protein of 199 amino acids. The record is from RefSeq and is a predicted model, not a curated record.